This is a messenger RNA of Penicillium waksmanii, 1758 nucleotides long. RefSeq lists its product as uncharacterized. Lineage: Eukaryota; Fungi; Ascomycota; Eurotiomycetes; Eurotiales; Aspergillaceae. Gene Ontology annotation, cellular component: ESCRT-0 complex. Gene Ontology annotation, biological process: protein transport to vacuole involved in ubiquitin-dependent protein catabolic process via the multivesicular body sorting pathway. Bases 1 to 1758 code for a protein of 585 amino acids. The transcript has a single exon. The record is from RefSeq and is a predicted model, not a curated record.
AUGAAUUGUCUGUUCACGCAGGAAGACUGUCUUUGGACUCUGGCGCCCGAGAUCAGCCUCGAGCCGUCCCACCUCCAGUCCCUGGCCAGGCAGUUCCUGACAGCAUUGAAUCUCGUCGCUCCUCAACCUACGACUCGACACCUACAACUCCAGCAGCCGAAAAGAGAGCGAGCCGCGUUCCUCCGCCAGUCCCAUCAAACCCGCCUAUGCCACCGACACAGGGCCGCGCUCCCCCUCCCCCCUCCUCCCACCGCACCCCGUCGGCGUUCUACCGCUGACAGCCGCACAAGUGCUGUCUCUCCUCCCCGACAGGCUGGAGAGGACGUCGAGGGCGAAGUUACCGAAUAUGAUGGAGAUUAUGAUACUGACAUUGCGUCGGGGGCUAAAUUCAAGGACGCCCUGCGAUCUCAUGAACGCGACUCCAGCUUUGACGAGGGCACCAUAACUGAUGAUUAUCCUCCUCAAUCCCCACGCAGCCCCCAGGAAAGUCGCCAGCCUCCUCCUCUUCCCCCAACCGCUGCUCCACGGGCGGUUCCACCUCUCCCGCCUAAUCAACCUCCUCGAAACGCACGGGCUUCAAUUGAUACGCCCCGAGGACCUCCUCCGCCACCGCCUGGCAAGGAGCCGCCGCCCGGUGGAGAUGAUGAUGAGUACGACCCAUUUAACUACACUACUCCAUCACAUGGUCUGCCGCCAAUUUCCCCCGGUGGGCGCCCUGCUGCUCCUCCACCCCCUCCUCCGCAGCCAGUGACCGAGUACGAUGAUAUGUAUGACGCUUCUCCUGUUGAGAGCCACGCAACCGACGCCUAUCCUAUAGCGCAACAUGAGAAGCGACCUUCUCUUGCGCCGCCGCCGCCUCCCAGCCAGGCUCCUUCACUCCCAUCUCCAUCCGUUGGUCGAAGUGGACGGGCUUCCAUGGAUAUGCUGAGAAACCAACCCAAUGUCCGUCGUUCUAUGGAUGUUUCUCGCCCAUCUGUUGAUCAGGGAUUUAUUGCGACCGAAGUCGAUCUGGCAGAGAGUACUACUUGGUGGACUCAGCCUAACGCUACACCUCCUGUCUUCCAAGGCCGCAAAGAUAUUCUCUUCGAAGUUGAAGAGUCAUCUUCGUCGAAGCGUGGUGGUAAAACAACCAUUUCGAAGGAUAUUUACGUCUUGUUCAUGGAUUAUUCCCAGACUGUUGUGACAGUCCAAUUCGAUGCUAAAAACCCUGCGGAUGCUGUACUCGAGCAACGCCAUGAAGCUACUCCUCUCCAGCCUCGACAGGACCAGUUAGAACAGGCUCACCUGCAGCUGGGAACCCGCAUUUUCGAAGCAGUGAACUCCGUUCAGAAUUCAACGAUUGGCGAUGGUACUCCGUUCGGACUGGUCCAGCAUCUUCUGAACCCACUGGCAGAUGCGCUGCUUCCUGUUGGUACUCGAGCCUAUGGUGCACUGGUCUACUCAAACCUGGCCAAUGCCUCGGUCUCACAGAAUGACGAGAUCAGGGCAGGUGACAUCGUGAGCUUCCGAAACGCUCGCUUCCAAGGUCACCGUGGUACCAUGCACCAGAAGUAUAGUGCCGAGGUGGGCAAGCCCGACCAUGUGGGUGUUGUUGUCGAUUGGGACGGCACAAAGAAGAAGAUUCGAGCCUGGGAGCAAGGCCGCGAAAGCAAAAAGGUGAAGAUGGAGAGCUUCAAGCUGAAUGACCUGCGCAGUGGUGAAUGCAAGGUCUGGCGAGUGAUGCCGCGCAGCUGGGUCGGCUGGGAGCCCUCGAAAUAA